CACAACAACAUUUAUUUGUUCUUUUACAAAGUGUUAUGUUACCCAAGGUAUUGUUCAGAUGUCAUGUUAUUAUGCAAUUACUGUGGAGAUGAAAUAUCUCCAGACUCACACGUGACUGUGUAUGUCAGAGACGAUGACAUCAGAUAUGUGACACAUAGAGAAACAAUUCCAACAGGCUUUGAAUGUGUGGAUGUUGGCAUCAAAGGGGAGAGAGUCACGUAUCUCAGACAUGGAAGCAAGUUACCAUCAGGUUUUACAUAUGUCUUUGUGUUCGCGAAGGACCAGGACAUAAUAUACAGAAAAGAAGGGGACGACACACUAACAGGAUUUGAAUGUGUUCGUGCUAACGUCAAAAUUGAUUGUAUACUGUAUGCAAGAGACGGUAACACUUCUACAUCGUUCACCAAGGAUUUAAGAGCUAAAGAAAUAUUGCACAAGGAUUGUCUGAUUGAACAUAUUCCACGGUCUGAUGAAGCAGUUUCUAAUUUCCUCCAGUGUUCUUCCACUGAAAUCAUCUUGACUAUUGGGAUUCAUGUUAAGUACCUGUAUGGUGUAGGGCAAAAGGACGAUAACAAAAAGAAGAAAAGGGAGAAAAGAGAUCGUAAACUCCACCAGCUGUUGGAAAAGGUAUCUGCCUUGCGCAACUCCAACUCUGGUUGUAUAUUAAUUCAUCUUGUUGGCCUGGCACCUGGGGAUCAUUUUACUGGCGCAUUCGAUGAGUUUGUGGAUGCAAAGCUUCACGACUUGAUUCAUGAUGGUCAAUUAUUUACUGAUGUUUACCGGAAGGAAAAGCUGAGUGGCCACAGGGUGCUUUGUGAUUUCGGUGACUUCCUAGCUCUUUAUGUCAGUGCUUCUUCCUCCGUCACAACAUCUGACUUUAAAACCAAGAUUGCACUUGAUGACUGCAUUGUUGACAUUCCUGCGGAUACACUACGAACAUUUAUCAGAGAAAAAGGAAACGUCAAAGGCACUUCCCUCACUCUACCUAAGGAAAUACAUACUGCAAAUGAUGUUGUAGGUGCAUAUGAAAGCAGGUCAAUUCAAAUGAAAAGUCACUUUCUCCAAAAGAAAGGGGAUCAUGAAAUAGUUGCUUAUAUUAUUAAGAAUCUUAACAUUACUGAGUACAUAAGUGCAUUGAGCAAACUUGAAAAUGGUGGUUCGUACCUCUAUGGUGUCAAAGAGGAAUGUGUUUUUAAAAGUGAAUAUGGAUACGAGUCAAAAGAAAUCCGUCUCCAGCCUUUUAGUGUUGAUGAGCAAGACUGUUUGAAGGAGACAUUGAAGCAGAAGAUUUGCGACACUGUUCUUGUGUGUGACUUUGAUGGAAAGAAAGUGACUGACGCACAUUCAGUAGACAUACGUUUUAUCCCCUGUCCGUCAAAUGUUACAGAGCUGUGUUGCAGUGGUGAACUUAGAAAUCACAAGUCCGAAACAAAGGAACAGUACAUUAUUCAUAUUUUAGUAAAACACGUGAAUGGUGUAGUGUUUUACGAUCCACGGGGACCAUUGGCUUACAAAUAUGAUCCAACAAAAAAGUCAGUCAUCCGGAUGGAAACCCUUGAAUGGUUCCAUGCUUUCACACGAGGGAAAUAGACGGAGCUGACACACUAGACAAGAAAGGAGGGCCAAUACGUAUCCUCGUCAAAAUGUUGAAGCUACUGAAACAAAUUGCAAAAGAUGAGGAGCACGGCUUUGCCUUGGCAACAAACGAUUUCUUCCGACCUGACCUGAAGCAAAUUGGAAACAGCAUCUUCGAGAUCCGGAGAUACUUCGUUCCUAAAGAAGGUCGAAACAUAAAACCCUUGGAACUUGAAACCACGUUGACAAACGUGAAAGACUGCCUCUUAGAACUUGUAGAAAACCAUGUGUUUGUCUUAGGUUUGGAUCACAGAACUGAUGAAGAAGUAGAGAAUACAAACUUUCCAAAGACUAAGCCAUAUUUCAUGUUCUUAUCAGACACUUUAUCAGUUGCUCUGGAUUUUACCACAUCACCUCGUCCAAGUAAUGCCGUGUGUGAUGUGUUCAUAGCCUUUCCCACUAAGCAAACUAUGGUCCUGUCACUCGUUGAUGGUGAUGAAGAGUCAAGGGAAGCGUUGGCAUACAAUACGUCUGUGGCGAGAGGAGUGAGACAUAAACUCAUGAGAUUCAUGGAUGAAGAUGUGAACUCAAUACAUGGAGUGAUCAAUACGUCGACUCUCAAGGAUAGUGUCGCAUUCAAAACUCGCCUGAAGGUUUUGGCUGACGAUUCUUCUCAUUUUGUUCCUAUGCGUUCAUUGUUAAUGAAUCCUAGGAGAUAUGAUAGAGUCCUGACAGCGUUUUGGGCGGGUGUUGCUGAGACAAAGUCGGUGCUUAAAGAUAAUGGUGACGCAAAUGAUGACUGUAUAAGAUUUCUCACCAAAGAACAAUGUAUCAUUCUGGUGGAGAACAUUAACAGUAAGGAUGUCCAGGUCCGGUGUGUGCCAGGUAGCGGGGCAACGACUCUGAUGCUGGAGGUGGCCAGGAGACUGAGCAGGCUGGGGGACACUCUGCUGGUGUGUAGGUCACGGGAAGAGAGGGACAGACUCAGGUCAGCCUAUGCAUCAGUGGUAUCAGUGAACGACCUCAGAAAACUGGAUCUGUCCUCAUACGUGAACAUUGUUGAUGAAACAAACAGUGUGACACCGGAAACAAGACGUCACCAUUGGCAAUUUGGAAACUAUCUAACUGAUAUCAAGCAGCUUAAGUACAGAAAGUGGAUGGUAGAGAAGGAGACUGCCAGAAUCGAGAAACUAAUGGAUGUAUUUACCAACGAUCAAUGGAGACGAAGGAUGAAAUAUCUCCUUGGAGAGUUUGACGUGCUGGUGUUGAUGAUGGAGAAGCUUAGACCACAUGUGGCUUUUCAGUUUCACCAAAAUAAGGACAGUUUGGACAACAAGCCACGUCAACAGACUAGGGACAGUACUUCAACUGGUGCAGGAUGUUAUGGUAAAGGACAGAACCAAUCUCAUCUAUCAAGGCGUUAAACUGGCUUACCUUGAGAAAGAUCCUGAGACGAUCUAUGUGACACGGGAGAGUAAACGAAAUGUGUCUUCUUCAACGGAGCCCCUGGAGGAUAUCCACACUGAAGACAAGCUGGAACUCCAGGACACAGAUGUUGGCGAGGCACUGGAAGUCCAGGA
Haliotis rufescens (red abalone) is the source of this 3155-nucleotide messenger RNA. RefSeq lists its product as uncharacterized. The transcript has 13 exons. The coding region runs from base 1560 to 2999 and encodes 479 amino acids. The record is from RefSeq and is a predicted model, not a curated record. NCBI's taxonomy places the organism in Eukaryota, Metazoa, Mollusca, Gastropoda, Lepetellida, Haliotidae.